CGUCUGCUGCUCUACUCGCUAGAGCGCGCAGUAUAAUGAGUCUUGUCAAAAUGGUGACUCGGGUGAAAUGGAAGGUAGUUGAUGUGUUGCUAUUAAUAAAUUUAUCAUUAUUAUUUUUAUUUGUCCAAGGUUAUAAGCAUCCAAAAAUUUGUUCUCAUAAGCACCCUCAACCACACGAGGUCCAACACGUCCAUCUGGAACCACAUCACAUAGUUCGUAAAAGAAGUAUUUCUCAACCUCUUAGAAUAAAAGUAUUUUAUGAUAAAAGUGUUUACAGGUUACCUCCUGAAAAAUUUGAAGUGAUAAAUAACACAAUCUUGCCUCAAGCUUUAGAAUAUUGGGAAAGAACACUUUUAGUUAGGCCUAUGGUAGUACCUAUUAGAUUAAAUAGAAAAUGCCCUAACAACCAAGCCUUUUUUCCAGUCAAUGUCUCCGAGCAGCACUGUAAGGAGCGUUGUGAGAACGUGACGACAUGCGGUGAAGUUGUCGUUCCUGAGGAACAUUUAGAGCCCUGUCGUGUAUGUAGUGCCACCGGACACUUCUGUACAACUUCUGCUCCUAAAGGCGUUGGCAUUCAAGAUGCAGAUUUUGUAUUUUACGUGUCUGCCAUGCAGACGGACCGAUGUCACAAAGGUCAGACGGUCGCCUAUGCCGCCCAUUGUCAGCAAGAGGCGGCAUUGGACAGACCUAUAGCUGGACAUGCUAAUUUGUGCCCAAAUUCCAUUUCAACUAAACCCCAAGAUUUGGAUACCUUGUUAUCUACCGUUAAACACGAAAUUUUGCAUGCAUUAGGUUUUUCAGUUAGUUUGUACGCAUAUUUUCGUGACAAGAGUGGGUAUCCGCUGACCCCUAGAGGAAGGAAUGGGAAGCCAAUGGUGAACAAAGUGAUUCAAGCCCACCAGUGGAGCGAUCGAGUGAUUCGAGAAGUCGAGAGGAGAGACUGGAAAGUGAGGGGAAAUGUGACGAGGAAGACAGUUAAGAUUGUUGUAACACCCCGUGUGCAGGAGGAAAUCCGCAGGCAUUUCAACUGCGCCUACCUGGAGGGCGCCGAACUCGAGGAUCAAGGAGAGGACGGCACAGUCCUCACCCACUGGGAAAAAAGACUCUUCGAGAAUGAAGCGAUGACGGGUACACAUACACAAAAUCCAGUAUAUUCCAGGAUAACGCUGGCUCUCAUGGAAGAUACAGGAUGGUAUAUGCCAAACUAUGCAAUGGCGCAAGAAUUGAAAUGGGGUAAAAACUUGGGUUGUGAUUUUGCGUUCAAAAGUUGUAAAGAUUGGAUAGACACUAGAAGAGCUCGGGGUGAGAGCAUUCAUCCAUACUGUGAUAAAGUGAAGAAGGAUCCUCUCGAGACUGAGUGCACCGACAGUAGAGAUUCCGUUGCUUUGUGUAAUUUAGUGGAAUAUCCACAAGAACUACCCCGUAUUUUUCAAAAUUUUGAUUACAUUCCUGGUGUUCCAAGUCAAGAGAUUGGGAGAUAUGGAGGUUCCGUUAGCCUUGCAGAUUACUGCCCUUAUAUUCAGGAAUUCACCUGGAAAUCGAACAACAUCGUUGUGAGAGGUUCGCAGUGCCAGUUUCCAGAAAAUAUGCCUCAACCCGAAAAGAACUUUGCCCUGGAGUAUUACGGUGCUGGCUCUAAAUGCUUCAACCACAACAAGGACAUGUGGGAGGAGAGAACAUGCCAGCAAGUUCGCCAGUGGCAACACUGGGGCAGCGGAUGCUACAGGUACGAAUGCAGGAACGGGCACUUGCAUGUGAUCGUGGCCAACCAUACUUAUACGUGCUUCCACAUGGGUCAGCAGCUGAAGAUCCAGAUAUUUUUCCAAGGCUGGCUGCACAUCGGCACCAUCGUCUGCCCUCCUUGUCACGAGAUUUGUGGGGAGAAUGACGUCAACUGCCAACCAGAUUCAGUGAAAUCUUACUAUGCGUCUUCUGACAAGAAGUACCACUACGACGAACUGCCUUGUUGUAGCAUGUGCCUCACCUCCAACUGGAUAGUAGUCCUAGCACUAUUGACUAUCCUCUAUCACUAUUUAGAAAGAUGAAAUUUAAUCUAAAUUUUUAAUACAAAUUUACCCAUGGUGCUUUCUUAAAACAUCUGGUAAGUGUGCACCAGAUGGUCACGGACAAAGUUACAAGAGAACCAAGGACUCUAAAUCCAUGUGAGAUCUUGAUAAGGCUCUCAUAUAUUGGAGAAAUUUCGAGAAGAAACUGAAAACAAAUUCAAAGCAUUUAACAAGAAAAGUUACAAAUGCUGUAUUAUAAUAUAUUUUCAAAAAUGAACUAUGCUGUUAAAUAAUUAUGAAAUGGUGGGUAUUUGAACAUUUUAGAUUACUUUUAAUUAUGUUGAUUAUAUGUUCUGUGUCUAGUUUUGUUUCAUCGGUGUUGUUCUCGAGACAUUUAAUUAAUGUUGUGAGCAAAUGGUACAAAUGGAAUGUGUAAUAUAUAUAUAUAUUAAUUGUUUUUUAAAUAUUUUUAAAAAUUACUUAAUAUUUUUUAACUGUCUCUCUCUGGUGAUUUUAUUAACAAUUAUUUUCGUUCAUGUGCUUUUUUUUUUUUUUUUUUCCAACUGAAAAAUACAGAGUGCGAGAUAUUAAUUAUCUUAGUGUUAAUUUACAGUGGGAAAAACUUUUUUUUUUUGCUAAACUAUGCCUUGUUUUGGUAAUUAAUAUUGAGCUUAAUAUUACUUAUCAGAAAAUAAAUAAAUAUUUCUUCUAAUUGCUCAGUGCCUGCCGGAAAAUUAUAUUUAGUGAAGAAUUUUAAAACUUUUACUUCUUUUUUAAACAUAAUUUUAGAGCCAAAUAAGUUUUCAAAAUUUAA
Molecule: messenger RNA, 2820 nt
Organism: Argiope bruennichi
Lineage: Eukaryota; Metazoa; Arthropoda; Arachnida; Araneae; Araneidae
Gene: Invadolysin
Product: leishmanolysin-like peptidase
Exons: 18
Coding region: 36-2045 (669 amino acids)
Biological process (GO): cell adhesion; proteolysis
Cellular component (GO): cytoplasm; membrane
Molecular function (GO): metalloendopeptidase activity
Source: RefSeq, a predicted model, not a curated record